UCCCCGCCACUUCUUUUCCCAGGACACGCUAUUUUCGUAUCAUCACAAACACCCAUAUCCUAAUCGUCUGAUAUAUAUCCACAGGCGUGAAAUACUCUACUUUCCAUAUAUCUAAAAUGUCCCCCAAACACAUCGUCUUCGACAUCGUCGGCACCCUAAUCACCUACGACAAUCUCAUCUCCACCGUGAACUCGCGUCUCGGUCCCAAGCUCCUCUCCAAAAACAUAACGCCCACCCACCUCGUCGCGACUUGGUUCGAAGUGGCAGAGCGCGAAUACGCAUACCUUAGUAUUGCAAACGCGUACGUUCCCUUCGAUAUCUGCUUCGAGAACUUGUUCUACAGGACUCUUUAUAUUGCUGGGAUUCAGGAACCGAGGGAGUUCGCGUCUCCUGAGGAUCUAGAGGUCUUGAUGGAUGCGUAUAGGGGGUUAGAUAGCCGAGACGGCGCGAGGGAAUGCGUAAGUCUGCUAACAGAGGCUGGAUUCACCGUUUGGGGGUUUACGGCUGGCGGGCUGGAUCGCGUGCGCGGCUACUUGGAUGAUGGCGGAAUUAGGAUUCCGGAGGGGAGGUUGCUGAGUUGUGAUGAGGCGGGUGUUGGAAAGCCUGAUUUAAGGGCUUAUGGGCCGUUGUGGGAGAGGUUGAGGAAGGAUGCUGGAGCGGACGGGGAGGUGUGGUUUGCGGCGGCGCAUGCGUGGGAUGUUUCGGCUGCGAGGAGGGUUGGGUUCAAGGCGGCGUAUUGUACGGCGCUGGAGGGUGAGGUGAUCCCUCAGCUCUUUGGCGAGAUGGAUGUCGUUGGGGAGUCGUUGGUCAAGAUGGCGGAGGGGGUUAUUGCGGCCAGUCGUGGAUGAUGAGAGGUACUGUUCCUGGCUAUUCAGGGCGUUCUUCUUAGUCCAGGGGAUCAGGCUGGUGAUUGCACCUUGAUCGAAUCCAGGGUUUGAAUAGGGUCGAAAAGCUUAAACAGGCAUGUGAACAGAUAUAACUGCCGAAUGUGACCUCAUUAUUGCACACAUACGGCUUGAAAAGUCUGACUAUGAAUCUUUGUUUGGCCGAUGAGCUGCUGACCUGCGGGAUUGACAGCUCUUCGUCUUCGUCUUCUUCUCGCUCUUCAUUUUCGUCUUCUUCGCUUGUCUAUCGAGAUAUCUACAACUCCUACUCAUAUCACUGUAUUCGCUAGUUUCAGAACAAGCUAUCGAAACUUUGAUAUCACUAUGACAAGCUACACCGCUUAUCUUCAACAUAGCUACUACGAGGACUUCUAUCCCGGUAUAAGUUUGUGGUAUCCCGGCGAGAUGGGCGACGACGACCCUAUCCCCGACAAAUACAGGAGUCUUGUACGUCCCCGUCUGCCUGCCUCCUUCUACGCCGUCACCUCACCGAUCCUCUACCCCGGACCUAUCGACGAGACCUCCAUGGAUGGGAAUGGUUAUGACCUGUCCCCGGAGGACGAUUCCGCCCCUUUUCAG
Molecule: messenger RNA, 1463 nt
Organism: Aspergillus melleus
Lineage: Eukaryota; Fungi; Ascomycota; Eurotiomycetes; Eurotiales; Aspergillaceae
Exons: 3
Coding region: 117-848 (243 amino acids)
Source: RefSeq, a predicted model, not a curated record